AUGAAGUUCUUGACGUUGCUAAGUGUGUGGUCUGCUGCUGCUGCUGUUGCUGUUGCUGCUGCUGCUGUGUCUGUGACAACGACAGCGCCUAAGCCUGGAGUCCAUGAAUCGCAGGUUAAAGGUAAUGACAAUUUGAGUUCAUUAAAUAGGAGAAAGGAGGUGGGCAUAAAGACCCGUGCCACUACAUUGAAGUCAGCUGCGAGAAGCUUGCCUAUAACUGACAAUGAAGGUACGACAACUGACAGUGAUAUAGAGGAAGAGUAUGUCGUGGGGCCCGUAGAGUCGAAAAUCGCGAGGUUCUUCGGGUUCGAUCUUGAAGCGGAUGACCAGGCAGGCGAGCGGGCCGUGCAGCAACUUGCAUCCAGUCCCACCACAUGUGCCUCCUACAAGAAGUGUACUAAGUGCGUGGACGUGGAUGUAUGCAACUGGUGUGAUGCUACGAGCACGUGCCAUGCGAACAGUGAUCCUGAUCCGAAGUGUCUGACCAAGAAACAAUGGAUAAGUAGCAAGUGGAAGUGCCCUGGACAUCUCAGGUGGUGGGGUGUGCUCCUGAUUUGUCUCGCAUGCGUUUGUUGUUGCCCCCUGAUUUCAGCACUGUGCUUCUUCUUUGUCAUCAAGAAGUUCUGCUGCGGUGAUUAG
Gregarina niphandrodes is the source of this 639-nucleotide messenger RNA. RefSeq names its product putative transmembrane protein. The transcript has a single exon. The record is from RefSeq and is a predicted model, not a curated record. Lineage: Eukaryota; Apicomplexa; Conoidasida; Eugregarinorida; Gregarinidae. The coding region runs from base 1 to 639 and encodes 212 amino acids.